GAGUGGCCCGCAGAGCCGCGCGCGGGAGGAGGCCGUCCAGGCUCAGGCAGCGCCGGCUCCAUCUCCAGCCGUCCGGGAGGGCGAAGGCCCGGGGUGCGCGCUGGCCCCCAUCAUGCCCUCUGCGUCUACCGCGGGGCCCUUGGCCCUGGCGGCGCCCAAUGCCACGGUGGCGGCAGCGGCGUGGGCCAACAGCAGCGCACCUGAGGUGCCCCUGUUCCACCUGUUCGCCCUGCUGGAUGAGGAGCUGCACGCCGCCUUCCCGGGCCUGUGGCUGGCGCUGGUGGCGGUGCACGGCGUCAUCUUCCUGGCGGGGCUGGUGCUCAACGGGCUGGCGCUGUACGUCUUCUGCUGCCGCACGCGGGCCAAGACGCCAUCGGUCAUCUACACCAUCAACCUGGUGGUGACCGACCUGCUCGUGGGGCUGUCGCUGCCCACGCGCUUUGCCGUCUUCUACGGCACACGCGGCUGCCUGCGCUGCGCCUUCCCGCACGUCUUCAGCUACUUCCUCAACAUGCACUGCUCCAUCCUCUUCCUCACCUGCAUCUGCGUGGACCGCUACCUGGCCAUCGUGCAGCCUGACGGUUCCCGCCGCUGGCGCCAGCCUGCCUGCGCCAGGGUCGUGUGCGCCCUGGUGUGGCUGGCUGCCGGCGCCGUGACCCUGUCCGUGCUGGGCGUGACGGCCGGGAGCCGGCCCUGCUGCCACAUCUUCGCGCUGACCGUCCUGGAGUUCCUGCUGCCGCUGCUGGUCAUCAGCGUGUUCACGGGCCGCAUCGUGUGUGCGCUGUCGCGGCCGGGCCUGCUGCGCCAGGGCCGCCAGCGCCGCGUGCGCGCCAUGCAGCUGCUGCUCACCGUGCUGGUCAUCUUCCUCGUCUGCUUCACGCCCUUCCACGCCCGCCAGGUGGCCGUGGCGCUGUGGCCCGACGUGCCACGCCAGGCCAGCCUUGUGGUCUACCACGUGGCUGUGACCCUCAGCAGCCUCAACAGCUGCAUGGACCCCAUCGUCUACUGUUUCGUCACCAGCAGCUUCCAGGCCACCGUCCGCGGCCUCUUCCGCUGGCGUGGCGCAGAGGGCGAGCCCAGCAUCGGCCACGCGGUCAGCAUGCACAAGAGCUCCAAGGCCUCAGGCCAGCCACGCAUCCUCAGCACCGGCCCUGGCGCCCUCACGCAGGCCCUGACCAAUGGGCCUGAGGCCUAGUCGGCAGGCUCUGCAAGGGGGCCAAAGGUCAGAAGGUCAGGACUGGGCUAGGCGAGCCAGGUCAGAGACUGCAGCCCACCGCUCUGCCCGAGGGGCAGGUUGGGAUGGCCUCGACCGAUGGGUGACGGCUGCUCAGUGCACUGCAUGGAGAAGGAUUCCGAGGCCAGCGUGCUGUGGUUGAUUAGCAAUGUCUGCUGCAGGCUCUGCAGGGGGUGUGGUGGUCUGAAUGCCAGUUAGUUGCCAUCCCUAGGGUGUAUGUUGUGUCCAUUGAAAACUCAGAGGGGUAGCCAGGAGCUGCUUCUCCCCUGGGCCAU
This is a messenger RNA of Equus quagga, 1509 nucleotides long. It is a transcript of the gene GPR20, whose product is annotated as G protein-coupled receptor 20. Gene Ontology annotation, cellular component: membrane. The transcript has 2 exons. Lineage: Eukaryota; Metazoa; Chordata; Mammalia; Perissodactyla; Equidae. The record is from RefSeq and is a predicted model, not a curated record. The coding region runs from base 113 to 1195 and encodes 360 amino acids. Gene Ontology annotation, biological process: phospholipase C-activating G protein-coupled receptor signaling pathway; positive regulation of Rho protein signal transduction. Gene Ontology annotation, molecular function: G protein-coupled receptor activity.